This is a messenger RNA of Sphaerodactylus townsendi, 4812 nucleotides long. It is a transcript of the gene KCNA3, whose product is annotated as potassium voltage-gated channel subfamily A member 3. The record is from RefSeq and is a predicted model, not a curated record. The transcript has 8 exons. The coding region runs from base 143 to 1930 and encodes 595 amino acids. NCBI's taxonomy places the organism in Eukaryota, Metazoa, Chordata, Lepidosauria, Squamata, Sphaerodactylidae. Gene Ontology annotation, molecular function: delayed rectifier potassium channel activity; protein binding. Gene Ontology annotation, biological process: potassium ion transmembrane transport; protein homooligomerization. Gene Ontology annotation, cellular component: voltage-gated potassium channel complex; membrane.
GGGAGGCAGGCGGAUUUUUUGAGCCUGGUCUCAGAGCGGCGGGAGCGGCGGGUGGAGCUGGUCGGGUCACCCUGGCUGUCUGCCCGGAGUCUCCGUCGGUCGGCCGGGGAGGCGGGCUCCCCUCGGCUUCCCCGCCACAUUUAUGGACGAGCACCUCAGCCUGCUGCACUCCCCGGCCGCCCCGUCCUCCUGCAGGCACCUGAGGGGCGGCAGCAGCAGCAGUAGCGGCAUCGUGGGGAGCAGCCACCAUAACCUGGGCUACAGCGAACAGCUCUUCCCCGAGGGCGCGCUGACCGCCCCUCAGGAAGGGAAAGAGGACGAAGAGGGGGAGGACGGGGAGCUGGAGGGGGGCAUGACUGUGGUGGGAGGAGAAGACCCUCUGCUUGAAGAGUCCCAGCCCCCCCACGCCCUGCUGGGAGGGGAGCGCUAUGACCACCCCAUGGCCCACGCCUUGCCUCCCCCCACCCAUCAUCCAGUGGGCAGCAGCGGAGAUGGAGAACAUGAAUGUUGUGAGCGAGUGGUGAUCAACAUCUCAGGUCUGCGCUUUGAGACCCAACUCAAGACACUUGCCCAGUUCCCUGAGACGCUCCUGGGGGACCCCCGCAAGAGGAUGCAGUACUUUGACCCCCUUCGAAACGAAUAUUUCUUUGACCGCAAUCGGCCCAGUUUUGAUGCCAUCCUCUACUACUUCCAGUCUGGAGGCCGUAUUCGGCGCCCCGUCAAUGUCCCUAUUGACAUCUUUUCAGAAGAGAUUCGUUUCUAUCAACUGGGAGAGGAAGCUAUGGAAAAAUUCCGGGAAGAUGAAGGUUUUAUCCGUGAGGAGCAGAGACCUCUUCCUGAAAAGGAAUUCCAGCGUCAGGUGUGGCUCCUCUUUGAGUACCCAGAGAGUUCUGGACCAGCCCGGGGUAUUGCUAUUGUCUCAGUUCUCGUUAUCCUCAUCUCCAUCGUCAUUUUCUGCCUUGAAACCUUGCCUGAGUUCAGAGAUGACCGUGACUAUGAAGCUACUGCAGUGACAUUUGGGACUGGUGGUGGUCCUUUUGUGGCAGAUAUUUUCACAAAUUCUUCCUCAACAGCCUCAGUGGUGUCACCUUUCACUGACCCCUUUUUUGUGGUGGAGACUUUGUGCAUUAUCUGGUUCUCUUUUGAGCUUCUUGUCCGCUUCUUUGCCUGUCCCAGUAAGCCCACCUUCUCUAAGAACAUUAUGAACAUAAUUGACAUUGUGGCAAUUAUACCUUAUUUCAUCACCCUGGGCACUGAGCUGGCAGAGCGGCAGGGGAAUGGCCAACAGGCAAUGUCCCUGGCCAUUCUCAGAGUCAUUCGACUGGUCAGAGUCUUCCGAAUAUUCAAGCUGUCUCGGCACUCCAAGGGAUUGCAGAUCUUGGGUCAGACUCUCAAGGCCAGCAUGAGGGAGCUUGGCUUGCUUAUUUUCUUCCUCUUCAUUGGAGUUAUCCUGUUUUCUAGUGCGGUCUACUUUGCAGAAGCUGAUGAUCCCACUUCAAGUUUCAGCAGUAUUCCUGAUGCCUUUUGGUGGGCUGUAGUGACUAUGACUACUGUGGGUUAUGGGGACAUGCACCCGGUCACUAUUGGAGGCAAAAUAGUUGGGUCUCUCUGUGCCAUAGCUGGGGUUCUGACCAUUGCUUUGCCAGUGCCUGUGAUAGUAUCCAAUUUCAACUACUUUUAUCACCGGGAAACGGAAGGUGAGGAGCAAGCCCAAUAUAUGCAUGUAGGAAGCUGCCAGCACCUCUCAUCUACUGAGGAACUGAAGAAAGCUCGUAGCAAUUCUACUCUUAGCAAGUCAGAGUACAUGGUGAUAGAAGAGGGAGGCAUCAGUAACAGUUCAUUCAAACAGGCUUCUUUUAAAACAGGCAAUUGCACAGCCGCAAACAAUCCCAACUGUGUGAAUAUUAAAAAGAUGUUUACAGAUGUUUAAAGAUAGCCUUCAAGGAUAUGUAAAAAUAUUACAGGAGGUCUGUAUAAUCAGUAUUGUGAGGAACAUGCACCAUCGUUGAUCUUUGUGCUCUUGUUUAAUACAUGUACUUUUUUGAUCCUUCUUUCUGAAGAGCAAAUCUGAAGAUUUUUAGAAGGAAAAAACAAGCAGCUUAAGAAGGAUGCAAAGAAGAAUGUGAUGCUCUCUCCUGAAACAGGUUUUUGUUCCGAGCUAUAUUUGUUGCAGGGCUUUUAGGUUUUGUUUGGAAAUGUCUGAUUUUGCAAAGAGCAACUAUGUUGCCCAUUCUAAUUUCCUUCCAUAUAUGCAUUUGAAAGUUAUGAAAUGAAAGAGAAGUGAAUGUAGCCAUGUUGCAGACAGCAAAAAUUAUAAUCAUGUAAUUUCACAAAGCAUCUCUGUCACUCCAUUGCAAAAUUAUGCCUGGUACUGGAACAUCUGAUGCAUGUCAUGCAAGGGUACAAUCUUGAUGACGUUAUGCCAGGUUAGAGCUUGUGUGAAAUUUGAACCUGUCCUAGAUAUGGGUGCGAUCCUUUUGAUACAAUGAGAGAGAAGUCUUCAUUAUGAUUCAAGAUUUCUUCAGUUCUCAAACCCACAGAAUUGUUUCCUUCAAUCUGAAAUUCUAGCUACAAGGUAUAGUGGAAUAUAUUUCUUAUAUCACAAGGCUUAACAACUACUUAUCAAGAAUUCUGGGACUUCUAGCGAACCAGUGAUGGGCCUUUUUGUGACUACAGCCUCAAUCAAAACCUGAAAAACAAAGGGGAUAUUUCUAUCCAUUUUCAAGGCAUUUAUGAUAAGCGGCUGCAUCUAUCACAAGAAGAUUAAAGUGGCAAACACGCCUUGCAGCGGAAGUUACUAAUUUGGACCUCAGUGAUGCAGUUUCCAUAGCAACUUUGGUUUCCUGGGAAACUCCCUAAGGUUGUCAUGGCAUCCAUUCCCUCUCUCCCCCAGUUCUUUGCUGUUGCUGUAGUAACCAUUCCAGAUGGCUCCAACUUCUGUGAUUCCACAGGAAAGCUGCUGCUCCGAUAAAGCACGCACACACACAAAAUUAAUCCCCAAGAGAUUUAGGUGUGGAAACUUUAUGCACCAUUUUUAAGAUAUGCAGAAUUCUCAGUUCUGAUGCCUACAGAAUGAUGAAGAAAAGAGAUAAUGUGGAAUAGUUAACUUGGUCUUCACAUUGUGAAUAGGAUCAAAAUGCCUUCUCUGUAAAUGAAACAAGCUUCCAGGUCUCCUUUGCAGUCAAUUUGAUGCUUAAUAGUUGAAAAUGGAGAAUUUUUUUGUAUGUUCUACCUUCACAACUGUGCAAAAGAAUGAAAAAAGAUGACUUCCCUGCCUGCUUCUUUCAGAAUAAACCACAUAUUAAUUCAUAGACCAUGACCUAGUUUUACCCAAAAUAUUCCUCUACAAAUGGCAGUUCCACUUUCAAAAUGCAUAUGGCAUUGAAGAACAAGAGCGAACAUUUCUUACAAAAUGAAGCAAGUUGAGGAAUAAAUGCAGAUGGACCACAACAGUAAGAGUGAGAAAACAGUAAGGGUGAGAAAUACUUAAAAUCGUCUGGGAAACAUAUACCCAUUUUCUCCAGUCUAUACACCUGGGGCUAUGGAAUAUCAGACAAACACAGGAAUCCAGGCACAAACACCCAUCAGGAACCUCAAUUCUACACCUGCAACUGGAGCUUCAAUAACAGAACACCCUGCAUAUAGAGUCAGAGCACAAGGAGCAAAACAAACAGAAACUACUAAAAGUAUUCCUGCCCAGCUUCCUACACUGGAUGGGCAUCCAGGGAGCCAUUCACAGAUGCUUCACCCCAGCACCUGGCAGAGCACGAGUGAGGCCUACAGCAAUAGAGAAGCCAGCUGUGCCUCUAGAUGGGAAGGACUGGUAAAAUGAAAAAAGAAAUCCUGGAGCAAGAACUGUCCAUAGGUCUGAGUCAAGGAUCUUUUUUGAUAGGAGGGUAACACAGAUUCUAUUUGCCAGAAAGGCAAUCUGGCAGCCCUGUUGAAGAAGAUAGAAGGACUGGAGGAAUAUAUUGCUACCUUCCAACUGAUUAGGAAAGGGAAAAUUACCCCCAAGAGGCUCUGUGAAGAGAUGGAGAAACUGAUCAGAAGCUUAAUGAAUUGCAAAUAUCUCGAUGGCCCUGUAUACUACUUCCCUUGAGCAGCUGUUUUCAGAAUCUAACAGAAGAUUCAGUUGCAGAGGAUUUGCCAGAAGGAGAUCAUUGUGAGCCUGAAUGAAGAAGUGCAGAGAAAGAAUGGACAUCUGCUACUUUCAAUGGAGGGCGAAGAUUCAGAUGUUCCAGAAUGCCACCAAUACACUAGAGGGAUGUAAAAAAAAAGUGUCAUCUUUCACUGAUAUACAUAGUAAAUACUGCUAUUUAUUCUACUCAACAGAUGACUGAAGAUGACUCAGUAAGUCAGAUAACAGGACUUGAUCAGUGUCUCAAACACUUAUAAAAGGAAUCUGAAAUCAGGAAGUAACGAAUUAUACUAAAGCAUCAUGCACUGAACUGAAGGAUGGUCUGCCAUCUUGUGUCUCAGUAGUUUAAUGUGUAGCAGUUCUUGCUUUCUGUAUUUUCUGACAAGUGCAUUAUGUAGAAAUGAAGUCUCUUACAUUGUAAGAUAAACCAAAUACAGUAUUGUAAGAAAGAUCAAUAUAAGAGGAAAGAGUAGAUGUCAUUUCUGCCUUUAUCAAAGCUCUCAUUCAAACAUCAGUCACUAGAAACAAGACAUACAUUGAACUAAUAUACACUCCAAAUGUGUCAAUUGUAUAAUAUUCAUCUGUUUAGUUUUGUACAAUUUUAAUUUUUCAUUGUAAUGCAAAAUGUAUUCUUAUUCUGUGUUCUUUUAAAAUUAUUUUUUGGUGAAGAGUUA